AUCCUUACGCUAUCGCAGUCUCAUCGCCGUUGCCAAAUUAAUCGUGCAAGAGUGUGAACGCUAGUGUAUAGGAAGCGUGGAGGAGUGGAAACGUCUAUCUAGGCCGUCCUCAUACCCCGAAGGCCAUGGUAGGCUCUCAAAGCACGUAGUCCCAGCUGGGCGCCGCUAACAACGAAGUGGUUAUGGCGGCGAAAACGGUUGAAAAAGGAAAACAACAGCUUGAAGUCUGCGGGAUCUUGAGGAGAGUGUGAACAUUCAUUUCUCUUUCCGCCAACGGAACACCAGGACAAUGCCGUUCACCAGGGACACAGUCAACGGAUUCCGGUACCAGGUGGCGGUGAACGACCACGGUCGGAACGUACUGGUUGAGGUUUUGAAAUGGAGAUACAGAGGAGGAAACCUAAGUGUCAAAGAGUACUUUAGGACACUGGGGCGUCCGAAAAAGAAAUUCAAAGACAUGUUUAAUGCGGAACAACAUCAGAUACUAGAUAGAGAAACUCCCUAUCUACUAAACGUCGAUGCAACUUUCAGGGGAUAUGACCUUUCUCUCCUUUUUAUCAUUCUUCGGAACUUUUGUGGGCUGGAGGGUUCGGACUCCGAUGCAUGGAAGAAGCCUGCCUCAGGAAAAAAGCUGGAAUACCUUAUAAAUCGGCUAAAAAAGGAGCGUAACGAUAUUGCACACACAAAGGAGGUCAAACAAAUGUCUGAUGCAAAGGUUAUAAAGAAGCUGAAAUGGCUGAAACGCCUGCUGUCUAGAAUCAUCAGAACUGCCGGCACCAUUUCGAAGAAGAAACCUCACAUCCCGCGUGCUCUGAUCGCGGGGAUCAAGCAGGAGUUUCGGGGUCUGUUAACAAAGGUGCGGGAGCCAUUAGACCCUGAUGACCUCUCCUUGCUCCCACAACUACAGAAAGAGCUGAUGAUUUUUCGUAACAUUAUCAAAGAGAAGGUCAAAGAGGACAGUCGUGAAGAACUGUGUGAGCUCUACCCUUACCUAUGGGACGUUACCCUUGCGAAAUGGCUAUAUCCAGACCUAACAGUGCGCCCAAGCCUCAAUUUUACCAACUUGAUAAUCAAAGAAGACACAUCACGGUCCAUGACCAUCAACGCACAGCCUCGAACCAUAUCGCAUGAGGACAUUCUUCAGGUGAGGCGUAGAGAUAACGACCUGCCCGAAGUGCUGAUUAUAUCAGGUGAAGGAGGUAUGGGGAAAACCACUCUCCUCAAAUUCUUGACUGAGACCUGGGUGGAGAACCCAAAGCAAAUCACAGGACUUGAAAACGUUUCACAUCUAAUUUACUUCCAGCUUCGAGGCUCAAGCAUCAGCAGCUUCAAGGACCUACUAAAGAAUUUGAUUCCAAACACCUUUCAGGAAUCCGGAGUUAAGUUGGAGUACUUUGAAGACUUCUUCUUGAAUUUCAAUGUAGUCUUCCUUCUGGAUGGCUAUGACGAAGCAAACGAAGAGUCAAAGAAACUCAUCACUGACCUAUUAAGGUUUCAACAAAGCAAUAUGCGCUUUGUGAUAACUACCAGGCCAGGCUGCUUGAACGAUCUGAUUCAUAUUGCAGAGCAAAGAAAGAAGGUAAUGAACAUUGAAAUCAAGGGAAUACGAAGGGCAGACCGUCUGUACUUUGUUGAAAAAACAUUGUCAGAAAUUGAACAUGACCCAGUCCGCAGAAAUGCACUGAGGGACAAUAUCAUUGCAAACCUAGAAACCCUAUAUAUGGAUAUGGAUGAACUGGACGUCCCUCUGACGAUAACACUCGUGAUUAUUCGUGAGUUUAAAGACCCUUCCCAACGCUCUACAGAUAUUUAUGAGGAUUUGACAGUCCUCAUGAUGGGCAAGAUCACAGAGAGGUUGGCAGUGCAAGGGAUUGCUGAUGCUGAAAACAAGGUCAAAGACUAUUUCAGUACCUUGAGGAAAGUGUCCCUUCGUGGUCUGAAAAGAAAGGAACAUGACCUUUGGCCAGAAACAGUGACGGAACUGAAAGCAAAGUGUGACAGUCUUAAUGUGCCAUAUAUAGAUAUGUUAUCUGGAUUUUUCAGUUCAAAGAGAACCAGGAAGGAUCUAACAUUUGAACAAACUUGGUCCUUCCCACACAAUAAGUUCCAAGAACAUUGGGCAGCUGGAUAUAUUGUCACACAGUUUUCAACUUGGAAAUUAAGAAAUGUUCAAGAACUAUCUCAGAAAGAGGUUGAAUGUCUGGCAGACCAUCCUUACUUGAAAGUGUUCUUCGAAGACUCAGAAGAAGCAAGACAAUUUUUUAGUGAAGAUGGAAAUGCUGAAGAUAUGUUCAUAGAUCUAAUGUGCAAAGUAGUCAAUUUGGUGUUGAAGAGUCAAAAACCACUGAUUAAGCAUUACCUCCCAGCGCUCACUAGCCUUGUUCUAUACAGUAAAUGUUCUCGUCCAGUAAAAGGAAGGAGAUGUAACACAGAGUGCCGGCUGAUGCGAGCAACAGGGAAUUUAACAAAUAUGUUAGAGGUAUGCAAUGCUGGAUUGCAAGAUAUUGAUGGCAUUGACGUAUUUGGAAGCUUCUAUAAAGAAAUUGUAGCUGCGACUAGCCAUCUUCGGCCUCAACAUGUCGUUAGGGCGGUUGAAGACGAUUCCGACGAUUACCAUACUUGUGAGGUGGAAUCCAGCUUUCACCAACUGGUCAAGCGAAAUGUCGAACUCGUGACGAAAGAGAAACUCAAGGAUGAAACGGUCCCACAACUGAUAGAUUUUGCACAAAAUGCCUUCGCUUCCAUCAAGAAGAUAAUGAAUCCAGAAACGACAUCAGAAGGAAUCCAGCAAUUUGCAUCUGGGUUACCGAAAUUAAUUGAUGCAUUCAAAUAGUAUUCAAUUAUCAGCCUAAUGCUGGUUGACUGGACAGGUUACCAUCUACAGAAUGUGUAUCAAGUUGAACAUUUCUAAUAAUGACUGUAGAUGUAAGUGAAAGGUGAGGUAAUUAAUCAUAGUUACGAAUGUACGAAUUACUAAUUGAAUCCACCUUCUGCAGAAUUUGAUGACUUAUUGAACUUAACGUGUCAUGGAAGAAAUAGUGCCAGUAUUAGCGGGCAAAAUAGACCUAAGAAACGUGAUGUAACUACACCAUGUUUUCUCAUUUUAAUAUAAGAAGUAUAUCUAAGAUUUGCCAUUUGUAUUAAAUGUUUUUUGUUCCGG
Messenger RNA from Penaeus vannamei (Pacific white shrimp), 3160 nucleotides. RefSeq lists its product as uncharacterized. The record is from RefSeq and is a predicted model, not a curated record. Lineage: Eukaryota; Metazoa; Arthropoda; Malacostraca; Decapoda; Penaeidae.